AUCAUUACGCGGAAAUAGCUCCAAAAAUUAGGGAGAAAUCUCGUAAGAAAAUAUUAGAACAUUUGGUAGGCAUUUGUGGAAAUUAUAGCCCUACUUGUUUAGUCAAUUUAAAAGAGAGAGUUGAGGGUUAUCAAACCGAAGCAGAAAAAUUUCAAGCCCAAAUCGAGAAUUUCCGUGUUUGGGGAAUUGGUUUAAUAGGAAAAUUAAAGAUAGAAGGUUUUUUGCAAAAUAUUAGUAGUUUAGAGAUUACAAAUUGCGGUAUUGAGGAACUCGAUAUUAGUGAAUGCGUUAAUUUACAAGAAAUAUUUCUUGCCAAUAACAAUUCUCUUACUAACUUUAAUUUUUUAAGGCAAUUGCCUUAUCCCGCCAAAUUAAAAAGUUUUACAGUUAUGAAUACUAUCAUGAAUGAAAGAACCGAUAUAGAAAUUUUCCAACCCUUUAUCAAUUUAGAAGUUUUAAGAAUAAAAAUAUGUAGAAAUUUAGAUUUCGAAAAGGAAGGAAAAACAUAUCACAACAGUUUUUUUGGUUCCUUAGAGUCUUUAAAAAAUCUAAAAAAAUUAAAAUGGUUGGAUAUAAGCGAUACCGACAUUGAUAACGGCUGA
Molecule: messenger RNA, 602 nt
Organism: Racocetra persica
Lineage: Eukaryota; Fungi; Glomeromycota; Glomeromycetes; Diversisporales; Gigasporaceae
Source: the annotation of a GenBank genome assembly